GCUUCAGCUUUUGUUUUCCGCUUCUCUGCCUGCAUAAUGGUAGCUCCGGCCAUCUCCGUUCCCGCGACUGCGAACUUAUCUAUCGCUUUUCGCAACGCAAACUCGUCCAACCUCGUUUAUUCUCACAGCAACCCAUGGUCGAUCGCUUCUUCCUUGCCAAGUCCAUACGGGGACCCGACAAAGAUAGGUUUCGCGAGUAAAAGCCGUGGUCUUCCUUUAAAACUUGAUGAGAAAAGCAUCUAUGAUGCUAGCACAAGUUAUGGUGCAAUAGAGGCUAAAAAGGGGAAUCCACCCGUAAUGCCAGCAAUCUUCACUCCUGGAGGACCUAUGGAUCUAUCAUCUGUGUUGUUUAGAAAUCGUAUAAUAUUCAUUGGACAGCCAGUCAACUCACAAGUGGCUCAGAGAGUUAUAUCGCAGCUUGUGACACUAGCUACUAUUGAUGAGGAUUCGGAUAUACUGGUAUAUUUAAACUGCCCUGGUGGAAGCACUUAUUCAGUGUUGGCAAUUUAUGAUUGCAUGUCUUGGAUCAAGCCCAAGGUUGGUACAGUGUGUUUUGGAGUAGCUGCAAGCCAAGGAGCUCUUCUCCUUGCUGGUGGGGAGAAAGGGAUGCGGUACUCAAUGCCAAAUGCACGCAUUAUGAUACAUCAACCUCAGAGUGGAUGUGGAGGUCAUGUAGAAGAUGUGAGACGCCAAGUGAAUGAAGCUGUUCAAUCUCGCCAUAAAAUUGACAUGAUGUAUUCUGCUUUUACUGGUCAACCGUUGGAGAAGGUGCAACAGUACACCGAGAGGGACAGAUUUCUGUCUGUUUCUGAGGCUUUGGAGUUCGGUCUCAUUGACGGUGUCCUGGAAACGGAGUACUGAAUCUUUCUGUGUCAUCAUUUAUUAUUUUUCUCCAGACAUUAGGAAUUCUGAGGAGCCGGCCUCAAAUUCAUUUUGGAUCUCCAACACAGCAAUUGUAUUUGACAUAUUAGCUUUUUUGUUUUUUUCACAAUUUCUGCUGUUAUCGGAAAAAAUAUUUGUUUAUCAGAAAGCUAGUUGAACAUGUUAAAGUCAUGCCACAUUAAUGCUGUAGAGUUUAAUUUAUAAAUGAUAGUCUUUUAAGUCUUCUAAA
This is a messenger RNA of Neltuma alba, 1111 nucleotides long. RefSeq names its product ATP-dependent Clp protease proteolytic subunit 6, chloroplastic. Gene Ontology annotation, molecular function: serine-type endopeptidase activity; ATP-dependent peptidase activity; ATPase binding. Bases 37 to 861 code for a protein of 274 amino acids. The record is from RefSeq and is a predicted model, not a curated record. Gene Ontology annotation, biological process: protein quality control for misfolded or incompletely synthesized proteins. Lineage: Eukaryota; Viridiplantae; Streptophyta; Magnoliopsida; Fabales; Fabaceae. The transcript is spliced from 9 exons. Gene Ontology annotation, cellular component: endopeptidase Clp complex.